Messenger RNA from Mus musculus (house mouse), 1510 nucleotides. It is a transcript of the gene Tm4sf20, whose product is annotated as transmembrane 4 L six family member 20. The transcript has 4 exons. The record is from RefSeq and is marked validated. Gene Ontology annotation, cellular component: membrane; plasma membrane; endoplasmic reticulum membrane. Gene Ontology annotation, biological process: negative regulation of proteolysis. Bases 45 to 725 code for a protein of 226 amino acids. NCBI's taxonomy places the organism in Eukaryota, Metazoa, Chordata, Mammalia, Rodentia, Muridae.
AGCCCAGCCACCCUGAGGAGGUUUCUAACUGAACCAGGAAAACCAUGACGUGCUGUGAAGGGUGGACAUCCUGCAAUGGCUUCAGCCUGCUCAUUCUGAUCCUGCUAGGAGUGGUUAUCAAUUGUAUACCCCUGGGAAUCAGCUUAGUGGAGGCAGACUCGACUUCUCAAAACCCCAUCUCCUGCUAUGAGUGGUGGUUUCCAGGAAUUAUAGGAGCAGGUCUGAUGGCCAUCCCAGCAACAACAAUGUCCUUGGCAGCAAGAAAAAGAGCGUGCUGCAACAAUAAGACUGGGAUGUUUCUUUCAUCACUCUUCAGUGUGAUCACAGUUGUUGGUGCUGUGUAUUGCAUGUUGGUAUCACUCCAGGCUCUCUUGGAAGGACCUCUAAUUUGUAAUACUCAGGCCAACAGUACUGUCACUUGUGAAUUUUCAUUGAAAAACUUAAGUAAAUUUGAUCCUGAAUCCUUCAAUCUGCUGUGGUUCUUCAAUGGCACUUGUGUUUCUCCUACUGAUUUUAAAAACCCCACCAUCAAUAACAUGGUCAGUAACUGGAAAAUACCCAACUCCAACUCUGAAGAAGACAGACACAGGAUUUUCCACUUCUCAGUAUUUAUGAGUCUCCUGCUUGUUGGAAUCCUGGAGCUCCUGUUUGGGCUCAGUCAGAUACUCAUUGGUUUCCUUGGCUGUCUGUGUGGCGUCUCUCAGCGACGGAGUCAAAUUGUAUAAAGGGCAAUAAACUAGAAUAUCAGUACUUUGAAUAAUUUGAAAAUUGCAUUUAAAAUAUAUACUUUUGUAAGUUCAAUAAUGAAGCAUCUUCUAGAACACAGAGUCAUUUUAGUGCAAACAGAUGUUUUUAGAAUCAUCUCUGAAGCAACUUUCAAAAAAAAAAUUAACCUAUCAAGCUGGGCAGGGCUGGUACAGGCCUUCGAUCCCAGCACUCAGGAGCAGAGGCUGGAGGAUUCAGAGUUUGAGGCCUGCCUAGUUUACAAAUGCCAAGACAGCCAGGACUAUACAGAGAAGCUAAAGCAGAGGACUGGCAUGAACUCGCACUAGCGCGUCCUGUAUGUGCAGUGCACCUCCACUCCGGGGGGAGAAGUUACCAGUGGGUGACACAGGGGAGAAGCAUAGGAAAGCUUUUAGGUUUCUUUUUUCCUAUGUAUGCCAAAAGAACAAUUGUCCACCUCAUGGUUACAGAAGUAUGUGUCUUAGUUUUAAGAAAUAUAUAUUAUGUGUUUUGGGAGGAAGACCAUGUUUUAAAAAUACUUUACCCUCAAAGCCAAAGUGAUGGAAAAAUGCUGUGUUUAACUGACAGGCACAUGGCAAUUCAUCAUACUCUAUUUUUUUAUGUUUGUAUCUCUUCAUGAUAUCUGCUAAGACUUUGGGGAAAAAAAAUCAGCCUUUUAGAAGCUGGUUUUUAUGUAUGCUGAUCUUUAAAAGAUAGGUAACAAAAUGUAUUUAUUGUAUUAAAAUGUUAUGAAAUAGAAAAAACUAAAAAUCUACAAUUUUCUGAA